AUGCAUGAUCUGUUGCAGAAACUUGGAUGUGUUGCAGCUUGGGAUGCAAACCUUGUAACUCCACAUAAGCGCAUGGGUAACACAGGCAUUGGUCUGGAAAGCCUCUGUGAUGGAAACUUGCAUGAGGUGGUGGUCGAAUUGGAAGGGAUGGGCGGUGGUGGAAAGUUGCAGUUAGAGACUGCUAGUCAUUUGUUCAAUGGCAAUGCAGUUCAACUGUGGUCUUACAAGAAAGAAACUGUUAAAUACAAAACUUUUGAUGAAAUUGAUGAUGAAAAAAGGUGGUGGAGGCUCCCAUUUGUUUCAGAUUUUCUUCGCAAAAAUGGUUUUGAAUCUGCUCUGAAAAAGGUUGUUGGCUCUGAAACUAUGCCAGCACGUCAAUUUGUAGAAUAUGCUUUUGGGCAGUUGAAGUCAUUUAAUGAUGCAUACCUUUGGAAGGAUCAAUUUUCAAACAGUAAGGACUCGGGCAUUGCAAAUUCCAACUACUCUAAUGUGUUGGACAUGCCUUUGCCUUCAGAGAUGGAGAGUACAUCAGGAGUCCCUGUGGAUGACAUGAAUCAUGAUGGAGACAGUAACUUAGAAUUAUCCCAAGCUGAUAAUGAUGGCUUAUCUAAUCGCGGUGCCACAGAAACCGGUGAAGCUAUGCAAUCAGAUAAACAAUUUUGGAAGAACUUUGCUGAUGUUAUCAGUGAAACUGUUGCUCAGAAACUUGGUCGCCCUGUUUCUCUGGAAUUAAAGUGGGAUGGAUUUGACUUAUUGAACAGAACUGGAUUGCAGUCUCAAAAGAUAGCUGAGGUGGGUUAUGUUGAGUCAGGGCUUGCAAUUCCAGAUGGUCAGGAAGUGGACAGUGAUAAAGCAAGUGCCCCACUUACCAUAAGCAAGAUUCAAUCUUCACUUCCAGAAAUAAAGAAGGCAACACAGGAUUUGUUAAAGCAAACUGAUUCUGUUCUAGGAGCAUGGAUGGUUUUGACUACUGCUGUUUCAAAAUUAAAUAAGGAAGAAGAUAUUUCAGGGAAGAGUUCUUCUAGCAGUGAAAAGCUCAUUGGCUCUUUGAAUGGAACUGCAUUGGAUGACAAGAAAGCUGAGGAAAUGAGAGCACUCUUUUCUACUGCUGAAAGCGCUAUGGAAGCUUGGGCAAUGCUUGCUACUUCAUUGGGCCAUUCAAGUUUUAUCAAGUCUGAAUUUGAGAAGAUAUGCUUUUUAGACAAUGCAUCCACAGAUACACAGGUUACAUUUCAUUUAUCACUAAGUCAUGGGAAGAUGCAGGUGGCAAUUUGGCGUGACAGUGCAAGGAAAAGAUUAGUUGUUGCUUUCAGGGGCACAGAACAAGCAAGAUGGAAGGAUUUGCGAACUGAUUUAAUGGUAGUUCCUGCUGGGCUAAAUCCUGAACGGAUUGGUGGAGAUUUUAAGCAAGAAGUUCAAGUUCAUAGUGGUUUUUUAAGUGCUUAUGAUUCAGUCAGGAUUCGGAUCAUCUCUAUCAUUAAACUAUUAAUUGGCGACACAUAUAAUGGAGCUGAGCCACCAUUUAAAUGGCAUGUCUAUGUAACUGGUCAUAGUUUGGGUGGUGCAUUGGCUACCCUGCUUGCUCUUGAACUUUCAUCGAGUCAACUAGUAAAGCAUGGUGCAAUUUCUGUGACUAUGUAUAACUUUGGAUCUCCUAGAGUUGGUAACAAAAAAUUUGCAGAAGUUUAUAAUCAGAAAGUUAAAGAUAGCUGGAGGGUCGUGAACCACAGAGACAUCGUACCUACUGUUCCUCGCUUGAUGGGUUAUUGCCAUGUAGCUCAACCUGUGUAUCUAGCAGCUGGAGAACUAGAAGAUGCUUUGGCAUUCUUUAUAAUACAGCACAUUGAUUGCUUCGGGCACAGAAGGGAAGCUGAAUUACUGCAUUCAUAUGAAAACUACUCAUUGAUUGCUUCAGUUGACAUUCGUUUUCCUUGGAGAAUUGAUGAUGCAUCACAAGAAAAUCUGGUUGUAAAUUUGGAGCUUUUGAAAGAUGGCUACCAAGGUGAUUUCGUUGGGGAGUCCACACCAGAUGUUGUUGUCAGCAAAUUUAUGAAAGGUGAGAAGGAGCUCGUUGAGAAAAUAUUGCAAACUGAGAUAAAUAUAUUCCGGUCAAUUCGAGAUGGAAGUGGGCUUAUGCAGCAUAUGGAGGAUUUCUAUUACAUCACACUGCUUGAGAGGAUGGUUGGCCAUCCAAUCUCUCUGAAAAAGGGAAGUAGUGUGCUUUAG
Dovyalis caffra is the source of this 2226-nucleotide messenger RNA. The record is from the annotation of a GenBank genome assembly. NCBI's taxonomy places the organism in Eukaryota, Viridiplantae, Streptophyta, Magnoliopsida, Malpighiales, Salicaceae.